CCAGGUUUCUUACAAUUUUUUCCCUGUGUCAAAUGGGCAGUGGCAGAGGCUAGAGCUCUGUUCCUCUUCCCCAGGAGCUUAUAGACAGGCCCUCGGGCCUUCGGGACUGAUCCCAGGAAGCCAUCCAUCUCUCUCUCCGGAAGGAAGGCAAGACAAGCACAGCCAUGCCCUCCUGGGAAAACAUCGUGACCCUCGUGGCUUACAUCCUCAUCUUCCUCACGGGCUUCCCAGCCAACCUGCUGGCCCUGAGGGCCUUCGUGGGGCGGGUCCGCCAACCCCAGCCGGCACCCAUCCACAUCCUGCUGCUCAGCCUGACGCUGGCUGACCUCCUCCUGCUGCUGCUGCUGCCCUUCAAGAUGAUUGAGGCGGCCAACGACUCGGUCUGGUACCUGCCUGAGAUUGUGUGCGCCAUGACGGGAUUUGGCUUCUACAGCAGCAUCUACUGCAGCACGUGGUUGCUGGCGGGCAUCAGCAUUGAACGCUACCUGGGUGUGGCCUUCCCCGUGCAGUACAAGCUGUCCCGAAAGCCGGUGUACGGUAUCAUUGCUGCUGUGGUGGCCUGGGUCAUGUCAUUCGGUCACUGCACCAUCGUCAUCAUCGUCCAGUACUUGGAUUCACCCCAGAACACCACCAAGAGUGAAAUCACCUGCUACGAGAACUUCACCGAGUUUCAGCUGAGUGUUGUGCUCCCCGUGAGGCUGGAGCUCUGCCUGGUCCUCUUCUUCAUCCCCAUGUUUGUCACCAUUUUCUGCUACUGGCGUUUCGUGUGGAUCAUGCUCACCCAGCCACAUGUGGGGGCCCAGCGGCGACGCCGGGCCGUGGGGCUGGCCGUGGUGACGCUCCUGAACUUCCUGGUGUGCUUCGGGCCCUACAACGUCUCCCACCUGGUGGGCUUCUACACCAAGAAGAGCCCCAAGUGGCGGGCACAGGCAGUGGUGUUCAGCUCACUCAACGCCAGCCUGGACCCCCUGCUCUUCUACUUCUCCUCUUCAGCCGUGCGCAGGGCCUUUGGGAAGGGUCUGCAGAUUCUCAGACAUCAGGGCUCCUCCCUGCUGGGGCGCAGAGGCAAAGAGACAGGGGACCUGGGGAACAUGGACAGGGGCAUGAGCCAAGCAGAGGGAGCCCCAAGCUCAGACUUCACCACCGACUAGAAGGGCCCGGGACUGUCACCCCCUCUCUGGGCUGGGCAAGGAUUGAGCAGUGGGGAGAGGGCUGGGCUGGAUGCCUCCGGCUCUGGAUUCAGCCACUAGAAAUAUGACACUCUUUCUCUCUCACCUCCUUGGACUUCCUCCCCCACUAAAUUUUCCUUACCAGAGGAGCACAGAUCUGCUUCCAGAGAAGAAAUUGUUAGAAUGGAAGCAUGGUCAGAGCAGUUUCAGAAACGAGGCAGCCGGUCCUGGGUUCAGGAGGCGGCUGGCAGCUGGGAAUGACCAGGCCAGGAGGCAAGUUUGCUCUGAGUGCAAAGACCACACCUAGACACUGCCCUGGCUGUCUGGGCCGGAUUGAUGCCAGUCAGAGGAAGAAUACUAAAUGAGGUCAAAGAGACUCUGGGAGGCCUGGAGCCAAGGGAUGAGGAGGGAAGGCUGGGAGCUUAGACCUCUAGUGAUCCAUCUAUGUCACUGACCCUCUGAUCUGCUUAAGUAUGCACCAGUCAUUUCAUUUCCAUGCUGCCACCUAUGUGCACCUGUGAGCUGUCUGCCCCAUGACGCUAGGAGCUGCCUGAGGUCUGGUGCUUAUCUCUUCCACCUCACCCCUAUUUCACCCCCAUGACAUCCCACCCAAGCCAGAACACAGCUCAGUCCCCAUUGGACAGAGGGCCACUUGGGCCAGCAUAGGAGGACAGUUUGGUGUGGCAGAAGGAAAAAAUUAAGGUGACAGAGCUCUGAAGUGAGUGUCUGCAGUUUGGGUGACAUUUCUCUAAGUGCAAGGAUGAUGAGGAUGAAACAGACUCGAGAAAGCCCAGGGAAAGCUCUGGACCUGAUCUGAGACUUUCUGGGGGACCUUGAUCUGCUUUGCUAGGGGGUGUUUGGUUUCAUCUUGUUGACAAUAGAGAUUAGAGAGUGCAUUUCUUCACUGGGGAAUUAGUCAUGUGUUCCACCAAAUAUGUAUUAAAUACCUACUGUAAACCAGACAUUUCUAGGGGCUGUGGAUGGGGCAUGUACAAGAGACAAGGUCAUUACCCUUUGGAGAAGAGGGCAGGAAAUACUUAAGAAGUAAGAGCUAUUUGGGGACAGGCUGUGGUGCACGUGAUUAAGCACACACAUUACAGUGCACAAGGACCCAGGUUCAAACCCCUGGCUCCCACCUGCAGGGGGAAAGCUUCACAAGUGGUGAAGCAGGGCUGCAGGUGUCUCUUUGUCUCUUUCCCUCUCUAUCUCCUCCCUCAAUUUCUCUCUGUAUCCAUCUAAUUAUAUAUAUAUAUAUAUAUUUUUUUUUUUUAAGAAAAAGUAAGUAAGUAAUCAGGGCUGGGAGACAAUUCACAUUAUCAUGUGUGAGUACCAGGGCUCAGGACCCCAGCCACCACAUAGGAGGACUGUGCUUAGCACAAGGGGAAGUGCCAUGAACAGUGGAACUGUACUGUGGGGGUCUCUCCUCUCUAUGCCUCUCUUGCUCCUCCUUUCUAUCUCUUCCUAUCAGCAAUUAGAAGGGACAAAAAGAUUAGAUCUCUUUCUAUCAGCAAUUAGAAGGAACAAAAAGAUCUGUGCAGCAGAGCCACACAGUCAUGAGGCCCUGCAGCAACAAAAUAAAAGCAAGCACAUCAACCAGUCAAGGUCAUUUUGGAAUGUGGCCAUUGUUUUUCACAAAGGGAAAAACAUUUCUUUUCAUAAAGGCAUGAGAGAAAGUAUAGUGGUAUAGAGAGGGGAUAAGGUGGCUUAGGAGUCCCCCCACCCUAAAUCAGGGAUAGUCUGCUGAGACCUGAAUGGCACAGCGUUGCUGUGCAUGGGUGUGAGCUAGACAGACAGCCAGUGAGCUGGUGCAAAGGCCCUGGGGAAGGAGCAAACCUUCGUGACUUGAGGCCUGAGAUGGACAGCAGGCCCAGAACAGUGGUCUGCAAGUGUCAGCAUGGCUUAGAAGAAUCACAUGCAGACUUAGUGGGAGCACAGACUGCUGUCCUUCCUCCUCAAGAUUUCAGAACCAGCAGGUCUAGGACAGGAAUGCAAGUUUAUAUUUCCAACAAUUUCUCAGAUAUAAUACCAGAACUGCUGGUUCCAGGACCACAUUUGGAAAACCAGGGGUACUGGAAUAGCGUGAACUGGGGACAGAACCAUAGAAGAGGAGAUCGAGGCAGGACAUGCAAAGUCUGUUAGGCGAUGGACAAGAGUCUGAACACAUUCUAAGAGCUUCUGAAACAAGUCAAGGGUUUUAGCCUAGAAAGCGGACUGAUUGAAGAUGGGCUGUGGUAUACCCAGUUGAGUGCACACAACACUGUGUACAAAGACUUGAGUUCAAGCCACCUCCCCCCGCCCCACCUGCAGAGGUAAAACUUCACAAGCAGUGAAGCAGGGCUGCAGGUGUCACUUUUUCUCUCUCCCUCUCUAUUUCCCCUUUCCCUCUCAAUUUCUCUCUGCCCUAUCAAGAAAAGAAUAAAAGAAAAAAAUGCUGUCAAGCACCAACCCCAGCAAUAACCCUGGUGAAAAUAAAAAAUAAAAAAAUAAGGAAAAUGGA
This is a messenger RNA of Erinaceus europaeus (western European hedgehog), 3666 nucleotides long. It is a transcript of the gene FFAR2, whose product is annotated as free fatty acid receptor 2. Lineage: Eukaryota; Metazoa; Chordata; Mammalia; Eulipotyphla; Erinaceidae. Bases 165 to 1151 code for a protein of 328 amino acids. Gene Ontology annotation, biological process: cellular response to fatty acid; G protein-coupled receptor signaling pathway. Gene Ontology annotation, molecular function: G protein-coupled receptor activity. The transcript is spliced from 2 exons. The record is from RefSeq and is a predicted model, not a curated record. Gene Ontology annotation, cellular component: plasma membrane.